Ctenocephalides felis (cat flea) is the source of this 3135-nucleotide messenger RNA. RefSeq names its product DNA-directed RNA polymerase III subunit RPC1-like. Gene Ontology annotation, biological process: DNA-templated transcription. Lineage: Eukaryota; Metazoa; Arthropoda; Insecta; Siphonaptera; Pulicidae. Gene Ontology annotation, molecular function: DNA binding; DNA-directed RNA polymerase activity. The record is from RefSeq and is a predicted model, not a curated record.
AGAGAAAUUUAAAUAUAAAUAAUAUAUUACUUUGGUUUCUAUUUGUUUUAACAGUAUUUCAAAUGUAAAUAAAUAUAGAGGAAAUUAUUGUAUAUCAUAUUUAUAAGUAAUAUACAUUUUAUACAAUGCCGAAAGAACAAUUCAGACAAACGGAUCGAGUAAAAGAUAUUUCACAUGUUACUUUCGGAGUGGAUAGUGCUGAGAGCAUUCAGCAACAAGCUCACAUUCAAAUAUUUGAUAAAAAUUUGUAUAGUCAAGGGGGCCAACGAAUUCCAACGCAAUAUGGAGUUAUGGAUCGUAGAAUGGGAACAAGUGAAAAGGAUGCGAAGUGUGAGACUUGCAAUAAGGGCUUAACAGAUUGUAUGGGUCAUUAUGGUUAUUUAGACUUGGCCUUACCUGUAUUUCAUGUUGGUUAUUUCAAGCAUAUUAUAAAUAUUUUACAAACAAUAUGUAAAACUUGUGGUCAUGUAAUGCUUAAACCAGCAGAUAAAAAGAUAUUAACCAGGAGAAUGAUGAAUCCUAAUAUAACGUGCUUACAGAAAAAACAAUUACGAGCACAGGUUUUAGAUAAAGCUAAAAAGUUGUCUAAAUGCCCAAAUUGUGAGGCAAUAAAUGGAAUCGUUAAAAAAAAUCCUGGAGGCUUUAUGAAAAUUGUACAUGACAAAUUUAGAGGAAAGAAACCCACAGAUACACUAGUAACAUCAUAUUUAGAUUCGAUGGCUGAAGCAAGGGAAGAAAAUCGAGAUUUGGGUCAAGUUGGAAAUUCUGCAUUAGCUCAAGAUCUAAAUCCUGUGGAAGUUUUAAAGUUGUUCAAAAAAGUUCCAGAUUCAAAUAUUUUUUUAUUGGGAAUGAAUACUACACGAAGUCGACCGGCAGAUUUGAUUUUAACAAGAAUACUAGUUCCACCCGUAUGCAUAAGGCCAUCUGUUGUAUCUGACAUCAAAGCCGGAACGACUGAAGAUGAUCUAACUAUGAAGCUGUCAGAAAUCCUUUUAAUAAAUGAAGUGAUAAAAAAACACAUGCUAACGGGUGGUAAAGUAGAAUUGAUUCAAGAGGAUUGGGAUUUCUUGCAACUUCACUGUGCUCUCUAUUUUAAUAGUGAAGUUACUGGUGUACCAUUAGGAAUGCAACCAAAAAAAUCAUCAAAAGGUUUAGUUCAGAGAUUGAAAGGAAAGCAAGGUCGAUUUCGAGGUAAUCUUUCUGGAAAACGUGUUGAUUUUUCAGCAAGAACUGUGAUUUCUCCAGAUCCGAAUUUACAAAUUCACCAGGUUGGGGUUCCUGUAUAUGUGGCAAAAGUAUUGACAUAUCCUGAACGAGUACAUCCUGCUAAUUUGCAAAGAAUGAAACAACUCGUGAAAAAUGGUCCAGAUGUACAUCCUGGAGCAAACUAUGUACAACAGAAAGGCAGCGAUUUCAAAAAAUUUUUGCAAUACGGAAAUCGUGCAAAAAUUGCUCAAGAACUAAAAUGCGGUGAUACAGUUGAAAGACAUCUAUGUGAUGGAGAUGUGGUAUUAUUUAACCGGCAACCUAGUUUGCACAAAUUAAGUAUUAUGUGUCACAGAGCCAAAGUUCAACCCCAGAGAACUUUUAGAUUUAAUGAAUGUGUUUGCACUCCUUAUAAUGCUGAUUUUGAUGGCGACGAAAUGAAUUUGCAUCUUCCACAAACUGAAGAAGCAAGAGCGGAGGCCCUUGUCCUAAUGGGAAAUACAUCAAACUUAGUAACACCCAGAAAUGGAGAGUUAACAAUUGCAGCAACACAAGAUUUUAUCACAGGUGGUUAUCUUUUAACACAAAGAGAUGAAUUCUUGACUCAUGAGCAGGCUAUGCAAUUGGCAGCAUGCUUUCUUGCUGGACCAGAUGCAACAUUGCAAAUUGAUUUACCUGAGCCAGCCAUAUUGAAACCUCGAAGAUUAUUUACAGGAAAACAAAUAUUUAGUCUAUUGUUGAAACCUAAUAAAGAAUGCCCAGUUAUGGCAAAUCUUGUUACUAGUGGAAGAAAUUACACAAAAAAUAAAGACAUGUGUGUUCGUGAUUCUUUCGUAAUUAUAAGAAACUCAGAAUUACUCUGUGGAUCGAUGGAUAAGAAAACAUUAGGUUCUGGCACUAAGAAUUCAAUAUUUUACAUUCUAUUGCGAGAUUGGGGUGAAGAAGUUGCUUGUAAAGCUAUGUGGCGGUUGGCCAGGCUAGCUUCUUACUUCUUGAUGAAUCGUGGAUUCAGUUUUGGCAUUAGCGAUGUAACACCUAGUGCCAGACUUAUUGAACUCAAAAAUAUGUUACUAGAGCAAGGAUAUAAAAAAUGCGACGAAUAUAUAGCUGAGAUGAAAAAAGGUACUUUGACAUGUCAGCCUGGUUGUACUGCUGAGGAAACAUUGGAAUCAAUGAUGUUGAAGGAAUUGUCAUCAAUAAGAGAAACAGCUGCUAAAGCCUGUUUUGCUGAAUUGCCACCGACAAAUGCCCCACUUAUUAUGGCACAAUCUGGUUCCAAAGGAUCCAAUAUCAACAUAUCUCAGAUGAUAGCUUGCGUAGGUCAACAGGCCAUAAAUGGAAAGCGAGUUCCAAAUGGUUUUGAAGAUCGUGCGUUACCUCAUUUUGAGAAAUUUUCAAAAAAUCCAGCUUCUAGAGGUUUUGUGGAAAAUAGUUUCUUUUCUGGUCUUACUCCGACAGAGUUCUUCUUUCACACUAUGGCUGGCAGAGAAGGUCUUGUUGAUACUGCUGUCAAAACAGCUGAGACGGGUUAUCUUCAGAGACGUUUGGUUAAAUGUUUAGAAGAUAUAGUGGUACAUUAUGAUAACACUGUUCGAAAUGCUGUUGGUCAAGUAGUGGAAUUUAUUUAUGGAGGAGAUGGAUUGGAUCCAGUUUAUAUGGAAGGAAAGGACAGACCUGUUGAUCUGAGUAGAGUUCUGGAAGAUGUUAAAGCCAGAAAUCCAUGUAGAGAUGAACCAACACUAAGAUACAAUGAAAUAUUAGAUUAUUAUAAAGAACUUAUUAGCAGUUCAGAUUAUGAUUGUUUAAGUGAAGAUUUUAAAAAAGAACAACUAGCAUUUGUCCAUGACGUUGCAGAAAACGUACAAAAAAUUCAACAAAAGUAUGGUCUUAAUUUAAUAGUCACUAGAGAAUUGGAGAGGUUAACUAAAG